Molecule: messenger RNA, 1279 nt
Organism: Phyllotreta striolata
Lineage: Eukaryota; Metazoa; Arthropoda; Insecta; Coleoptera; Chrysomelidae
Source: the annotation of a GenBank genome assembly
GUUGUUUGCAAAAUGUUUACAUUUUGAUCCAUUUAUAAAUUUUGUUAAUUUUUGUACGAUAAAUUAAAAGCCACAGGCUACCUAAGCCUGUCGGUUAGCAGUGAAAUAUCCAACAAUGUCGAUCAUAGGCUCGCCGUAUUCGAACGCCUACAACCAAGAUUACGAAUUCGACGACGAUAAAUACGAUAACGAGGACGAUAGGGAGCACGAUGAGACUCAGGAGGAAACCGACGAAGAUACGGAAGAUGCCAGCGAAACGGACACAGGAAGGCAAGAAGAGCCAUUGGAAAUCAAAGAGCAAAUGUACCAAGACAAGCUAUCUAAUUUGAAGAAGAAACUCCAACAGCUCAAAGACGGCACGCAUCACGAGUACAACAAGAAAGUGAGGAAACUGGAGUACCAGUACAAGGAGAGGUUGCGAUUGAACGCUUUGUACAGGGACUACAUGAUCGAUUGCGUAGAAAAGGAAUUUUUGCAAGAGAAGAAAGCGGCCGUUCGCGAAUUCGAAGAGAAGAAAAUCGACUUGAAAGAGAACAUGAUAUCCGAUUUGGAGGAUAAAAAGAGAACAGUGGAAGCCGAACGAUAUUCGAUAGAAUUAACCGGCGACUCUUUAGAGGUGAAACCUGUGAUGACGAGGAAGCUUCGUAGGAGGCCCAACGAUCCGUUGCCCAUGCCGGAGAAACGCAGGAAACCGCCCACGGCUCAGAUAACUUAUUUAUUAGAAGACAAAGAUGUCGAGCACGAUUUGAGAUUGAUAAAUAAAGGAAAACUGCCGACGCCGAUUAGAAAGCAAAGCGAAAAUUCGGGUUCAUCUUCUAGUCCGGGUCACAUUCAGAAUAUUCCGAUUCAGCAAAAUAAUGAUGUUUCUUUAAUAGAAACUAGAAUCGAAGAUGGAAAAUUGCUGUACGAAAAGAGGUGGUACCAUCGAGGCCAGUCAAUUUUCGUAGAAGGUCGGGACAUGCCGAAGUUCCCAGCGAAUAUUUCUGCCAUCGGUAACGAUGCCAUUUGGGUUAAAAAAUCCGACGGCGCGAAAGUCAGAAUUUACACUUCGUACCUCGCCCGGGGCAAAAUUUCUAUCAAAAGAAGAGCAUCUUAGAUAUAUUUCGCAUUCACCAUGUACAUUUACGAUUCCAUUUGCAACCUCCAAAUUAUUUUAUAAGACAUAAAACAACUUGUAUUUAGUAUCUAAGAUAAACUAUUUUGUAAUAAGUUACAAAACGACUUGUUUAAAUUUACAUUACAAUUCUCCAGGAGAGUUGGUUUCGAUAUAAGAGUAGGC